AUAUAUAAACUUGUAUCCACCUUCUCCCCUUCCACACCCAUCAAUCAUCAACUCUUCUUCUCCAUCUCUUCCUCUUUCCAACUUGUCGGCAAAAAAAGAAAAGAAAAGAAAGAAAGAUGCUUAGAGCUUUGAGCACGAGGGCGAGGAGCCGCCAUGGAUACGAGAGGUUAGGGGAUGAAUCAUCGAUCUUUCUGAAGGAAGGUGAGCUGAAGAGGUCGAGGACAGUGCCCACGUGGCUAUCGUCUAACCCACCAAGGAACAAGCUCGGUCGUGGUUCAGUUCCGGCGAUACUGGAGGAGCUGCCACGUCAGAAAUCGGCGGCCAGGAAGAAGACGAAGGGCAAAUUCAGUCACCCAAUCUUCAGCCUGUUCGAAGGACUUUACAGUAAUAGCAGCAGCCGGAAGAAGAAGACGACGGCCAAGCCGGAGUUCUCGAGGUACUUGGAAUAUCUCAAGGAAGGUGGCAUGUGGGAUCCAAGAUCUAAUAUGCCCGUUAUUUACUUCAAAUAAUAUAUAUAUAUAUAUACACUCACACACAUAUAUGAGAGAGAGGGAUGUGAAAAUGUUGUGAUUUGAUUCAAGUCUUGUUACAAGUUUGCUUCGAUCAUGUUUUUAGGAUUUUUUUCUUUUCUUUUCUUUGUCGUCUUCGCCUUGCUUUGCGAUGUUUGUAUAUAGAUAUAUAUAUAUAUAUAUAUUUCAACCAAGUUAAUGGGAUGAAGGUGUAAUUUAUUUCCGA
Tarenaya hassleriana is the source of this 735-nucleotide messenger RNA. RefSeq lists its product as uncharacterized. The record is from RefSeq and is a predicted model, not a curated record. The transcript has a single exon. NCBI's taxonomy places the organism in Eukaryota, Viridiplantae, Streptophyta, Magnoliopsida, Brassicales, Cleomaceae. Bases 117 to 509 code for a protein of 130 amino acids.